CUAUCUGUUGCAUUUUGUCUGCAGCGCCGAGAGAGAAAGCUAACCAGUUAGCAUCACAGUAGACUGUCUAGUGGAGAACCGACUUUAUAUUUGAGUAGAAAACAUAAACUGUUCCGCUAAAGGGAUGAAUAAGCGAGAAGGUGAGGGAUGGUCUCGGAGAAAUGCUGAAGCUGCACAGGAGCGGGACGUGCACGCCAACUCGGCCUCGCCGGUCAUCGCUGCCUUUAAAGUUUUCCAGCAGGAGCUCGACACCAGGCACGACAAGCACGAGCGUCUCGUUAAGAUCAGCCGAGACGUCACCAUUGAAAGCAAGAGGGCCAUUUUUCUUUUGCACAGAGUGACCAGCGUCCCCGAUGCAGAGCGGCCCCCGAUUCUGAACGAGGCCGAGGGCAAGCUGGAGGGAGUCAGACAGAAGAUUGGUCAAAUUGCAGAGGAGCUGAGAGGAGAGGAUAUUUUUCAGUUUCACAGAGCCUUCACUGCAGGAAUCCAGGAGUACGUGGAGGCCGUCUCCUUCCUGCACUACAUCCGUCACCGCGGCCUCAUCAGCCUGGAGGAGAUCAACGCCAGGCUCGUCUUCAUGAAAGCGGAGAACCCGGAUCCGAAGGACCCGGCUGAAGCGGCGCCUUCGGGAGCUCACGUUCUGACCUUCCAGGUGACGCCGGCCGACUACCUGCUGGGCGUGGCCGACCUGACGGGGGAGCUGAUGCGGCUGUGCAUCGGCAGCGUGGGCAACGGCGACAUAGACACGCCCUUCCAGCUGAGCCAGUUCCUGCGGCAGAUCCACGACGGCUUCUCCUACAUCGGGAACACGGGCCCGUACGAGGUCUCCAAGAAGCUGCACACGCUCCGACAGAGCCUGGGCAAAGUGGAGGACGCCUGCUACGCCCUGCGCGUCCGCGGCUCCGAGAUCCCCAAGCACAUGCUGGCGGACGUGUUCUGCAGCCGGACCGCCCACUUGGACACGGAGGAGGGAGUAGUUUAGUGAAAAAAAACCAAAAAAAAAAAAACCCUCUUGAUAACCUUUUGUUGUUGUUAACGCGAUGCAUUUUUAACAGGGUUUGAAAGCUGUUCCGGCGACACGCCCGUUAAUUUCACAUGAAUACUGUUAGAAUUCAAAACAGUUUGUGUUCUGUGUUGAGAAUGUGAAUAUUUCAGCUGUUUUGCAUGAAUAAAAGUUCUGUUGUGCUCUCUCUCUC
This is a messenger RNA of Fundulus heteroclitus (mummichog), 1196 nucleotides long. Its product is annotated as translin-associated factor X. The record is from RefSeq and is a predicted model, not a curated record. Gene Ontology annotation, cellular component: nucleus; cytoplasm. NCBI's taxonomy places the organism in Eukaryota, Metazoa, Chordata, Actinopteri, Cyprinodontiformes, Fundulidae. Gene Ontology annotation, molecular function: sequence-specific DNA binding; RNA endonuclease activity; RNA binding.